UUUAUUUGUUUUCAAGAAGUAUUAUGCGUUUUCACGCCAGUGUCGUGGAUGUGCUUUCUUUGUUGAUUGUCUCUCGGUACAUUAAAUGUAGUCUCUUUUCCUAAGGCAUGUGGAUACUGCUGCCGUACUGUUAUUCAUUUAAAUUUCCGUUGGAUAUUAUUGAGAGCGUCUCAGUUUCGUUGGAUGAAUUUAUAAGAAAACGUUUCACAGACAUACGCAUGUCAUUGUAGACAAGAACAUUGAUGCGAAUGUCAAUAUUCAGUCGAGGGUCAAGCAAGUCACAUAGACGAGCGUUACUUGUUUAUAAUUGAUUUUAUUUUGCCAAUUAUGUUUAGAAAAUUAUUUAUUCAAUUACUUUUUAUUUUUAGAUGAUAAUUUUUUUUCAAUAUUUCAUUGUUCAAAUUUUUUUUAGUUUCCUGAUGAAGUCGAUGCGAUGAAUCUCAUUUCAUUGCUCAAAGAAGAUAAUCUAUGUCCACUGCUUUAUUCUUGUAUACAUCGUGAUCAGCAUUAUUUUUAUUUAACAUAUUCUAAACGAAUUUUAAUUGAUUUUGAUACUCAAACUGAUUUGGCAUAUAUGAUGGCUGUGCUUCUAGCUGUUUAUUACGUACUUGACAUAAAAUAUCCACGACACAACAAGCCAAUUCUCGAGAUAUUCGAUUAUAUCGCACUUCAUGGAAAUGAUACCAACAUGAAGAUGAAAAGUUCGUUUCUCAAAAAACUAACUGUUGCUGCUCAAAAUAUCAUUGUUGAAUAUGAAAAAAAAAUGUUGGGAUAG
This is a messenger RNA of Rotaria sp. Silwood2, 775 nucleotides long. Lineage: Eukaryota; Metazoa; Rotifera; Eurotatoria; Philodinida; Philodinidae. The record is from the annotation of a GenBank genome assembly.